UUUAGGGCAGAAGCUAUAGUGGUGUCGUCAUGGCGAUGGCGCCAGCGAGUGGGGCGGUGGCAGCGCCGGCCAAUGAUUCGGCGCUCGAUCCUGUCGCGCAGUGCGCUCUGGCGACGCUCAAUGUGAUGCGGCUGCUUCACGAUUCGUCGCCGUGCAAGAGCUUGGAAAGGCUGCCAAGGGAUUUGUCGGCAAAGCUACCGAGCAUCAGGAACACAGGUUCUCUUUUGCACCAAAUGCCAGCAGUUGUGAUUUCUCUCGAUACUUGCCUUGACAGUGCCGUUCAAAAUGCUCGACUACUCAAGGAUGUGAGACGACUGCUCUCUUCUGAAAAUUCUGAAAAGUCACUGGAGUCUGAAAGAAACGAAGACGCGAGCCAGGAAAAACAGGAUGACUGAAGCACCACUGGCAGAGGCGGUCUUGAUGGUAGCGUAGCCCCGAGCAUUGCGAAACUGGCCGGUUCCUCCGAUAACAGCGAUCUCCCGGACAGCCUCCGAGGUGUCGU
Selaginella moellendorffii is the source of this 502-nucleotide messenger RNA. Its product is annotated as tobamovirus multiplication protein 2B-like. The record is from RefSeq and is a predicted model, not a curated record. Lineage: Eukaryota; Viridiplantae; Streptophyta; Lycopodiopsida; Selaginellales; Selaginellaceae. The transcript is spliced from 6 exons. The coding region runs from base 30 to 395 and encodes 121 amino acids.